Molecule: messenger RNA, 4998 nt
Organism: Octopus bimaculoides (California two-spot octopus)
Lineage: Eukaryota; Metazoa; Mollusca; Cephalopoda; Octopoda; Octopodidae
Cellular component (GO): Golgi membrane
Molecular function (GO): fatty-acyl-CoA binding
Source: RefSeq, a predicted model, not a curated record
AUCAAAUGCUUGUAAUGUACACUCGCUUACUUUUACCAUCGGAAAGACAUUUUCUGUACAGGUGCACGGUGUGCCGCAUAUCAGAAUGAUCGCAGAGCAAUGAGAGAUGAAGUAUUCUGUUCAAGAACACAACGCAUCGCCUGGUGCAGAAAUCGAAACCACGAUCGUGAGUCCAACGCCCCUAAACACUACGAUACACGUCUUCUCUCUCACAUACACAGAAUAUAUAUAUUAGUAGUUAUCCUACAUAUACCUACAAAGCACAGGAAACGUUAACAAAGCCGCUUCAUAUCGCCAGUUAGGCAAGAAAUAGCGUAUAAAUCAUUUCCUCCCUCACAAAUUAUAUCUUACUAUGUUAAAUACGGAUGGACUCAAUAAAAGAGAGAACGUUGGCAGGUAUAAAAUAUUAUUUUAAUCAUGCAUCUGUCGGAUUAGAAAUAAAAAUUGGUUCUUCCAUAGAUUCAAACAGGAAGCAGUUUCUUACAUGAACGCAUGCGCACUACAGCGCCAAAGAGGAACUGAGGCUACAGAGAAAGCGGAAAUCAUCUGUCUGUGCGUCUGUACGUGAGCAAGGAGUUUGUAGAACUGUCUAUGUGGACACGGUGUGGGAGUAGCUGGAGGUGUGUCAACACACCACUGGAUUUCAAGAAAAUUCAGUGAUACCUACGUGACAGAGAAUAGCAGUUUUGAGGCAUAUACUCAUACACAAAUACAUACACACUCCUAUAUAUAUAUAUAUAGCCAGUAACACUCCAGAGUACACACACACUCACACGCACACACACACGCAUAAAUGUAUGUGUAUAGACACACACACCCUCAGAUAUAAACAUAAAGACACACAACCAAUCUUUCACAGCUGCUAUUCAUCACUACAGUGGGGAGGACACCAUGACAGAAGUUGCUGGAGUCACAGAGGCCAUGGCAACAACACUGAGGGUAAAUGAAAAUGAAAGUGAGCUAUCAGAUGCUUCACUUGAUGAGGACUGUGUUGCUAAGUGGGGUUUCAGGCUUGCUGAGUUGUAUCGGCUUGCACUUUUGUUCUUUAAAGAUAAACAAGGCAAAGCUGUGCAUCUCACUUACAAGGACAAACUCAAAUUAGUUGCUUAUACAAAACAGGCAGCACAUGGGCGAUGUGAAACCGAAGCCUUCCCUGAUGUUGGAUUUUUGGAUGUUGUCGGGAGUGAUCGAAGACAGGCUUGGCGUGCUCUUGGUGACAUGCCACAGACACAAGCAAUGGCUGAAUUUGUGACAACACUUGAUCGCCUCUGUCCCCUGCUCCGGCCAUUUGUCCAAGCUCACCGAACCGAGAGGGAUGACAAGCUACGGAAAGAACAAGAAGAAUUAGAACGCAAGCGUUUAGAAGAAGAAGAACGCCUUAGACAAGAGAUGGAAAUUGAGGCUGCAAGGCGUCAACAGUUGCAACGGGAACAUCAACUAGAACAAGAGAUGCAGAUACGAGCAGCCCUUAAUCAGCAAACAGCUGUCCAGUUCCAACAGUAUGCUGAGGCCCAAUAUCCAAAGAAUCGGCAACAGCAAGAAGAACUGAUUGGCCAGCUACAAGAACAACAUUUCCACCAAUACAUGCAGCAAGUCUACCGUCAGCAAUUGAUGCAUCAACAACAACAAUAUAUCCAGUUGCAGUCUUUGAAUAGGCAUCCCACAGCUCCUUGCUAUGACAAUGCUGUUUCCUCAUCGACAUCCACAGUUUGUCCUGGUAGUGGUAGUGGUAAUAAUAAUAAUAAAGAAGGCUUGGCAAGCAGUAGAACUCGAGGAGCUGGUAGCAAAAUGGCCCAUGCUAACCAGUUUCCUCAAAAUAACCACAUCAGCAAUAGUAGUAGUGAUGGUUGUGGUGUCGGUCAUGAUAAGAACCAUAAUAAUCCUGGGUCAGCUGAUGGUGGUGGGGCAAGUAGUAGUAAUAAUAAUAAUAAUAAUAAUGAUAAUCAUUGGUCAGUUGAUGGUGAGGGGUGUGGAAUUAACCAUGGUCAUAGGCCGGCCAGUUGUGGUGGUAAUGACUUCUCUCAGAAUAUUGUACAAGGUGAAACUCAUUCGACUGCAGUUGGAGCAGGAAACAGUGGUGUCGGAUUGUCUGGUCUUUCAGCUGGUAUGAAUGUACUUACAACAGGAACAGUGACACCAACUGCAGCCACAGGGGCAGCAGCCGCUACUGCUAGUUCUGAUACUAUUACUGGCAAUAGCAAUGCCACAGCAGUAACCAACACACAGCAAGGCCCACCAUGGUCUGCUGGAGCUAGAACAACUGCAGCAGCUGGUAAUCGUAUGGGCAUGAAUUAUAACAUGUACAACUACAAUAGUGGCCAUGACAAAAACACUACUUUCAACAGUAAUAUAAACACAACAAAUGCAAACAGCAAUACUGUUCUUAGUACUACCACUACUACUUCUGCAGUAAGUUCAAACAGUAUGUGUAAUGCUGCAACCAAUGAACAAGCUGAUGGAUUGCAUAAUUCAGCAUUUGUGCCCCCACAUGCUAAAAGUUUAUUUGGUAUCCCUGGCAGCGCACCAACAGUGGUACCAUCAUCAUCAGUGGCAGACAGUACACUGCAACCGCAUCAACAACAACACUCUUUAUCACUAUCACAAGUCCCACAACCAGCUCAGUCUAGCUUGUCCCAGCAAAAUGAAGGGAUGUACAAUAACAACAACAACAAUAACAGCUACUCUACGAACAAUAACAACACAACACCACACUCCAAUGACCCAGCGAUGGCUGAGGAAGUUGAUGGUGAAGAUGAAGCUGCCAUCCAUGGGAAUGCUGCCGAUGGUUAUGGAGAUAUGGGUGAACUACCUCCACUAGCUGCAGCUUCCCUUUGGACCAGAGGUGAGAUGAAGGAGUUCAAAUCUGCUCUCAGCCAAGAGAAGGAUUGCGUCAUCAGGGUUGGAUCCGGCGAAACUGUCACGGUGAGGGUACCAACACACCAGGAUGGUAGUUGCCUGUUUUGGGAGUUUGCUACAGACAGCUAUGAUAUUGGCUUUGGAGUCUACUUUGAGUGGACCAUCUCCCACUCAAAUGCUGUAAGCAUACAUGUUAGCGAUUCAAGUGAUCCUGAUGAUGAUGAAGAGGAUGAAGAUGACUUGGACGAUGCAGAUGCCAAAUCACCAAAUUCUGACCCAGAGAAAGGCCACACUUCUUCCACUGCAAAUAGUUCUACUUUAGCCUCCGGUAGCACCAAUUCACCAUCAAGAGCAGCAGCCUCUAACACAGGUCCAAGCAGUGGUAGCAAUCAGCAUCGUCCACCCACUGAUGAGAUAAUUCCAGUUUACAGGCGAGACUCUCACCUAGAGGUUUACUGUGGUAACCAUGCAUAUCCUGGACGGGGUGUAUAUCUGUUGAAGUUUGACAAUUCCUAUUCACUUUGGCGUUCAAAGACACUUUACUAUAGAGUGUAUUAUACAAGUUGAAUGAGUGGUUGAAUGAGGUGUGGGUGUUCAAGUUCAAUAAUUCUUAUUGUGACACUUUAAGUCACUCUAUGGGAUGGGUGUAUUAUGCAAGUUGAGCGUGAAUGAGUUUGUGCAAGGUGGGAGGGUUGCUUGUGAGUUGUGUGGUUGUGUUAUAUAAGUUUGGUUGAUGGUGGAGUGUUUGAUAAAUUUUAUUGGUUGUAUGUGGUAUGGGUUUGUUGACAUUUGACAAUGUGUACUUGCUGUGGUAUUACAUUACACCCUAUUAUAGGGUGCACUAUACCAGCUGAAUGUAUGUUUGAUUGGAGUAGAAUUGGUAUUAAUUGUGAGUUGAGUUGAAGUUCAAAACCUAUUUAGUGUGCGACAUAUGAAAUCAGUCUGCUGCAGUACUCUACAGAAGUCAUUCUACAACCUGUACUAUACCAGUUGAGUGAAUGUGUGGCUGUUAUGGAUUGACAAUUCAUAUUUGCUAUAAUAUAUGAAGAUAUUUUGAUAGAUGAUAGAAGUAACAAUUAUUCAAUGAUGGGUUGUUUAUAAUAAGUAUUUUGUUUAUUGAGGGCUUAGAGCUGUUUCUGUUUGAGGGAUUGUUAUUGUUUCGAGGUUUAUUUUUUAAAGUUUGUUGGUGUUUCUUAACUUUGUGCCUGUGUGUGUUCGUGACUAAAUAUGUGUAUGUAUUAUAUGUUGAUGUCCAUAUAAAUGUGUGUAUGUAUUAUAUGUUGAUAUCCACAGACACACACAUGCGUACAUGCACACACACAUACACAGAUAUAGAUAUAGCUAUAAAAAGAUAUAUAUAUAUAUAUAUAUAUAUAUAUAUAUAUAUAUAUAUAUAUAUAUAUAUAUAUAUAUAUAUAUAUAUAUAUAUACAAACUUAUAUACAUACAUGGACAUAUAUAUAUAGAAAGAGAGAGAGAUACAUAUACAGAUAUAUAUACAUACACAAAAACAUGUAUAUGUGUGUCUAUGUUUCUCAGUGUGUGUAUAUAUAUAUAUAUAUAUAUAUGUGCACACAUAUAUAUAUACAUACUCACACAUGUGUACUUUCAUACAUACUUAUAUAAUACAUGUCUAGUCUCCUGAAAAACUAAAGAGCUAACAGAAUGAUUGUGCAAGCCUGACUGACCUGCAUACUGGCUACAUUUUCAGAUUAUGUAUGUGUGUGCAUGCAUGUGUAAUGUGAAGAUUGCCUCAUAGCACUAUUUAUAUUGGUAGAUGAACGGUUAGUGUUAUAGAUAGAUUAGGACUGAUAUUCAGAUUUCCUGUAAGGUUAGGGUAAGUGUAGUUACAGCUAAUUUGGGAUUUGUUGUUGCCAUUGUGACUUGUAGAGGAUUUGUUCAUUUUUUUCUUUUUUUUUAAUGAUGCAAGUGGAGCUCAUGGGUUUUGGGUAAUCACAAUACUGUAUCAGGCUCUAUAUGAGGAUCUAGAAGUGGAAGCUGAGUUGAUUUAUAUAGGACUCUGAUGGAUUUAUCAAUUUAUUUUUUUUAAUCUCAAAGUUGUUAAAAGCUUUUUAUAAAACUUUUAUAACACCCUUAGUAAGGUUUAUGUAGGGUCUAUAAAAAUUUAAUAGAGUCCAUAAAC